CUCUUGCAAUGAGCGCAGCGGCUGAGAAUCGCUGGUCCCGGGGCGGCCCUCAGCAGCAGCAGCGCCAGAACAGACAGCAAGGCCAGAACGCGACGCAAGACCGCUCUGGCACGAACGCACCCAACCGUCAAGAUACUAGUCGCCAAGCCAUACCUUCUUCGUCCUCCGGUAAUGCUUGGGCCGGACAGGACAGAAAUUCGCGGAGCGGAUCCGCUGCAGGAGGCGACCGCAGAAGUACACCAGUGCCGGCUGCACCGCAAGUAAGCGGUAAAGCUGGCGCGCCUGCAUAUGCGCCGAUCAGAGGCUUCAACUCCACUGAAGUCAAAAAUUUCCUCACAAAGAACUACAAAGAAGCCAUUGGCUCGGGUUCCGGCGAUCCACAUAUGAAAGUGCAAGGGGACUCGGUAUCAAAGCGAAGUAGCGGCGUAUGGACCAAGAAUCAAGUUGACGCGAAGAACAUGGCAAACGGACAAAAUUUCUGGUCGCAGCUUUCGCUGCAAGUUCAAAAGGCAGAGCAGGGAAAAUGAGACCAUUGCGAUGAGCGGAGACUAUUCACAGGCAAGAAUCAAGUGCGCGAGCUGGUGUCUACGGGUUGAAACACCUACAGUAACCAGCAUGCGCGUCGUUACAGGAGACAAUGUUAGGACCACGGCCCUAGCCUGCAUGGAUGGGGGUCACAGGGCUCACAAAGUCGGCUGUAACUUGCAAACUGUCGUUAUAGACGGGACUCGAUACUACAUACGUAGCAAUAAAGUCUGUCUUUUAGUGAACGGAAA
Messenger RNA from Pseudovirgaria hyperparasitica, 776 nucleotides. RefSeq lists its product as uncharacterized. The transcript has 5 exons. The record is from RefSeq and is a predicted model, not a curated record. Bases 9 to 527 code for a protein of 172 amino acids. NCBI's taxonomy places the organism in Eukaryota, Fungi, Ascomycota, Dothideomycetes, Acrospermales, Acrospermaceae.